Suricata suricatta (meerkat) is the source of this 2423-nucleotide messenger RNA. RefSeq names its product zinc finger and BTB domain containing 39 (gene ZBTB39). The record is from RefSeq and is a predicted model, not a curated record. Gene Ontology annotation, biological process: regulation of transcription by RNA polymerase II. NCBI's taxonomy places the organism in Eukaryota, Metazoa, Chordata, Mammalia, Carnivora, Herpestidae. The transcript has 2 exons. Bases 130 to 2265 code for a protein of 711 amino acids. Gene Ontology annotation, cellular component: nucleus. Gene Ontology annotation, molecular function: DNA-binding transcription factor activity, RNA polymerase II-specific; protein binding; RNA polymerase II cis-regulatory region sequence-specific DNA binding.
CGCCUCCUCGUCGGGCCGGGCACGGCGGGCCGGGGCCUUUGUGUGAGGCGGCGGUGGCGAUGGUGCUCUGGCCCCGCGGAGCCGGGUGAACUGUGCUGAUACAGAGGCAACUUCACAGGAGCUGCUAAGAUGGGCAUGAGGAUCAAACUGCAAAGCACCAACCACCCCAACAACCUGCUGAAGGAACUCAACAAGUGCCGGCUCUCGGAGACCAUGUGUGAUGUCACCAUUGUGGUGGGGAGCCGCUCCUUCCCAGCCCACAAAGCUGUGCUGGCCUGUGCCGCUGGCUACUUCCAGAACCUCUUCCUGAAUACUGGGCUCGAUGCCGCCAGGACCUACGUGGUAGACUUCAUCACCCCUGCCAACUUUGAGAAGAUCCUGAGCUUCGUCUACACAUCAGAGCUCUUCACAGACCUGAUCAAUGUUGGAGUCAUCUACGAGGUAGCCGAGCGCCUAGGUAUGGAAGAUCUCCUUCGGGCCUGUCACUCUACCUUUCCUGACCUGGAAAGCACUGCUGUGGCCAAGUCCCUGACUGGCGCCAGUGAGGGCCACUCUGGUGCCCAGAGCUGUAGCUCAGCAGAACCUGCCUAUCCCCUUGGAGACCUCCGGGCUGGUGGGGAGCACUUCGGCCCUGAUAGGAACUAUGUGUUACCUAGUGAUGCUGGAGGAAGCUGUAAAGACGAAGAGAGAAAUGUUACCGGUGACACUAACCACAGCCUGCCUCUGCCACAGCAGCCACUGCCACCAAAGACAGAAGACCAUGACGCUCCUGCCCCUUUCACAUCUGUUCCCAGUAUGGUGACUCAGCCAGGCCUCAGCACUGCCAGCAUGGCCAUCCAAACCAGCACGAGCUCCUGCCAGCCAUACAAAGUUCAGAGCAAUGGAGACUUCAGUAAAAGCAGUUUCUUCACUGCUGACAAUGCAAUUGACAUUACCACUGGGACCAACUCCUGUCUGAGCAACAGCGACCACUCCAAAGAUCCAGGUUUUGGGCAGAUGGAGGAGCUCCAGCUGGAGGACCUGGGGGACGAUGACUUGCAGUUUGAAGACCCCACUGAGGAGAUAGGCACAGCCGAGGAGGUGAUCGAAUUGAGUGACGACAGUGAGGAUGAGCUGACUUUUGGAGAGCACGACAGCCGCGAGAAUAAGGCCAUGCCCUGCCAGGUAUGCAAGAAAGUUCUAGAGCCCAACAUUCAGCUGAUCCGACAGCAUGCUCGGGACCACGUGGACCUGCUGACAGGCAACUGCAAGGUCUGUGAGACCCACUUCCAGGACCGAAACUCCCGGGUGACCCAUGUCCUGUCCCACAUUGGUAUUUUCCUCUUCUCCUGCGACAUGUGUGAAACUAAAUUCUUUACCCAGUGGCAGUUGACCCUCCACCGGCGAGAUGGAAUAUUUGAGAACAACAUUAUUGUCCACCCCAACGAUCCCCUGUCUGGGAAGCUGGGUUUGUUUUCAGGGACAGCCCCUGCAGAGUUGAAGUGUGCUGCCUGUGGGAAGGCACUGGCCAAAGAUUUCCACGUGGUCCGGGGGCACAUCCUGGAUCACUUGAACCUGAAGGGCCAGGCCUGCAGCGUCUGUGACCAGCGCCACCUCAAUCUCUGCAGCCUCAUGUGGCACACGCUGUCCCAUCUCGGCAUUUCAGUCUUCUCCUGCUCGGUCUGUGCGAACAGCUUUGUGGACUGGCAGCUCCUAGAGAAGCACAUGGCCGUGCACCAAAGUGUGGAGGACGCCCUCUUCCGCUGCCACCUGUGCAGCCAGAGCUUCAAGUCGGAGGCUGCCUACCGCUACCACGUCAGCCAGCACAAAUGCAGCAGUGGCCUUGAUGCCAGGCCUGGCUUUGGGCUCCAGCACCCAGCUCUCCAGAAGCGGAAGCUGCCAGCAGAGGAGUUCCUGAGUGAGGAGCUGGCUCUGCAGGGCCAGCCUGGGAACAGCAAGUACAGCUGCAAGGUCUGCGGCAAAAGGUUUGCGCACACAAGCGAGUUCAACUACCACCGGCGGAUUCACACGGGCGAGAAGCCAUACCAGUGUAAGGUGUGCCACAAGUUCUUCCGAGGUCGCUCAACCAUCAAGUGCCACCUGAAGACGCACUCGGGGGCCCUCAUGUACCGUUGCACGGUCUGUGGCCACUACAGCUCCACCCUGAACCUCAUGAGCAAGCACGUCGGCGUGCACAAAGGCAGCCUCCCGCCCGACUUCACCAUCGAACAGACCUUCAUGUACAUUAUCCAUUCCAAAGAGGCAGAAAAGAACCCGGACAGCUGACUGGGCCCCAGCGGAGCUGGGGGGAGCUCCCAGGCGGCAGCCAGGACAUUGAUUUUCUAGUGGCUGUUGGUCCCUCUCCAGCCGAAGUUUCAAUUUUGCCUUGCUACGAAUUCUGUUCUGUCUUGCGUUUAAAGAAGAAAAAAAGAAGAAAGAGCACA